AUGCUAAAAAAAGUGUGCGUACUGUCGAGAGCUGUGCAGAACGUCAUUCAAAUAGCACCUGGCAGAUGUCUCGAUAGUGCACGUGUCUGUCGUCAGGCGCGCGAGAAGUUCUCGCACUUGAACUGCGAGGGCGGGACCCUAUCGCGGCAACGCACCUCUACUCUGUACCGCACCCGUAUGAGAGGCCUUGCGCCGACUCUGGUAGUAGCUCUGCGACGAGCCGGGCAAGCAAGUCAUUGCGAGCUGGACAAAAGCACCGACGCGUCUUUUUUGGGCAGAGCGACAUCUAUGGACGCUUCGGUGGCCGCGCCGCGUUUACAAAUACGGCCGGACCGGUUCUGCGCCCAUAGUCGCCUCAACAUACUUCUUUGCUGCUGGCGCUGCUGUCGCCUUGAACAGGACGGGACAGAUCAGAUGCUUUCGUUCCGGAGCGACACGCACUCGCGGCAGGGCUUCAGACACAAUGUCGUACAGUUUACAGCCUGGUUCCAGGCCCACGGCGUUGCCCGUGCCUUCGUCGAUCCUGCUGGCAAAGAUGAAUAA
Rangifer tarandus platyrhynchus (Svalbard reindeer) is the source of this 543-nucleotide messenger RNA. The record is from the annotation of a GenBank genome assembly. NCBI's taxonomy places the organism in Eukaryota, Metazoa, Chordata, Mammalia, Artiodactyla, Cervidae.